CAUGCUAGAAUUCAUACAUACAAAUGAAUAAAAAUACAUAUUCAAAAUCCGUAUUCAUUAUUCGUUGAAUACAUUUUGUCCAAAAUUGCGAAUGUUACUAUGUGAAAUAAAAAUAAUUUUUCAUGUACGUACGCGCGCACUGAUCACGACACACUGAUUGACUACAACUGACACUUUGUGACGUAAUAUCUCGCCGUAAUCGAUUCUUACCAAUUGUCACUUUAUUUCGUCAAUUCAACAACACACAUAGAGAGAAGAUUCGGAGAUACCGGCGAAUUGUACACUAAACUUGUUUAUUAUCAUCCACACGACGGAUUGCGAUAGAGUGUCAGCGCACUGGCAACGUAUCUGUUCUUUUCGCGCGAUUUGUUUCACAGCACGUGACAUAACGUUGAUAUCAGAGAAUAAAUACAUUACAUCGUGUGUAAAUCUUUGAAUUCUUUACAUGUAGCAAGAAAACAUAUUUACUACGCUAGCGCACGUAUAUUGCAAGGAAGAGCGUGUCGCAUUACGCGUUCGUUUAUCGCCGCGCGUAGCUCGCGGCCACGUGCGCGUUCAAUUAAUUAUCGAAUCAGCAGUUGGCGCGAGUACAGUGAAAAGUUCGACUGAUCGGAUCGCUAAUUCGACUACCGAUGCAUUCGUUCUCGCGGUGCUCUUUCUGUGUUCUUUUUACUUUCUUCGAUGAAAGCUAUUGAUCGGAUGUUGUGAUUACUUGAGCGACGACAUGUCGACAACUGCCCCAGAAUUGAUGGUCAGACGACCGGUCUACCAGCAGGACGAGCUUAAUCACUUGUGCAAAUACGUAAAGCCCAAGAGAACCCUUAGAAAUGAAGUGACAAAACGAUGCAAGAAGAUCAAACCGAUUGCACUGUUAAAAAAAACGAUACCUCUCACCGACUGGCUCUUUUCUUACGACUGGAAGGAUAACAUUUUAGGAGAUAUCGUCGCCGGAAUUACCGUGGCGGUAAUGCAUAUUCCUCAAGGUAUGGCGUAUGCGAUUUUGGGCAAUGUUCCACCGAUUGUCGGUAUGUACAUGGCUUUCUUCCCGGUUUUGGUGUAUUUUUUUCUCGGCACAUCCAGACACAACUCUAUGGGUACGUUCGCGCUCGUCUGCAUGAUGACUGGAAAAGUCGUUACCACAUACAGUUCCGCUACAGUUUCGAUAAAUAACACGUCAACCGAGAAUGGUACCUUAAUUUCCAACGUAAGCCAUCAAUACUCGCCGGUGGAAGUUGCAACCGCAGUCACAUUCACAGUUGCCGUCAUACAGUUAGGAAUGUACGUGCUGCGUUUGGGCGUGAUCUCAUCUCUCCUCGCGGAUAGCCUCGUGAGCGGAUUCACUACUGCAGCGGCGAUGCACGUGUUUACAUCGCAAAUAAGGGACCUCUUCGGACUGAGCGACCUGCCGCGACGCAAAGGUGCAUUCAAGCUUAUUCUCACUUAUGUAGAUGUUUUCAACAGUCUAAAUAACAUCAAUACAACCGCUGUAAUACUAUCUACUAUUACUAUUUUAGCGCUUAUUUUCAAUAACGAAGUGCUUAAGCCAAAAGUCUCGAAAUUAUGUCCCUUCCCAAUUCCGAUAGAAAUGCUUGCGGUGAUAAUCGGCACUCUGGUGUCGAUGCAAAUGAACCUAGCGGAUACGUACAACGUGAUAACGGUGGGCGAUAUACCAGUGGGAUUGCCAAUCCCGUCGGUGCCACCAUUAUCUCUCGUACCCAGCAUUUUAAUGGACAGUUUCGUGAUUACCAUGGUUGCUUAUACAAUAUCGAUGUCUAUGGCUUUGAUUUUCGCGCAAAAGAUGGGCUAUGAGGUCGAUUCUAAUCAAGAAUUAAUAGCACAGGGACUGGGAAACCUUGUAGGCUCCUUUUUCUCCUGCAUGCCAAUCACGGCUUCAUUAUCGAGAUCAUUGAUUCAACAAACCGUAGGUGGACACACGCAACUUACGAGCUUAAUAUCGUGCGGAAUCUUGAUCAGCGUAUUGCUAUGGAUCGGUCCAUUCUUUCAACCUCUACCACGAUGUAUUCUAGCGAGCAUAAUUGUGGUGGCAUUGAAAGGAAUGUUGAUGAAGGUGACCGAGUUCAUGAAAUUCUGGAGGUUGGACAAAACGGACGCUGGCAUUUGGGCCGUCACCUUCAUUAUUGUGAUUCUUCUCGACGUCGAGUAUGGAUUAUUAGUUGGCGUGCUUCUCUGCAUCGGAAGGUUACUUGUACUCGCGGUGCACCCGUACACAUGCAAACUCGCUCUAGCGCCUGGCACUGAGCUCUAUUUAGACGCCAGGAGAUACAAAGGAACUGUGGAGGUUCCUGGCAUUAAAAUCUUUCAUUAUUCAGGCAGCCUAAAUUUUGCGUGUAGGCAAUAUUUUCGUGAGGAAGUGUACAAAGUUGCAGAACUGGUGCCUCAAAAAGAACUGAAUAAACGAUUGAAGAGCACAUGCACCGGCGCCGCGGAAGAAAUUAAAAAGCUACGUAUUCUUAUAUUGGAUUUUACCGCGUUAUCGCAUGUCGAUCUGGCGGGUGCGAAUGCAAUGCGAAGUAUUGUCGACGAAUAUUGCAGAAUAGAAAUAUCUGUUUACAUAGCAGGUUGCUCCGGUCCUGUGUACGAAACGAUGAGAAAAUGCAAUCUAGCCGAACAAAAUGAGAAUCAUUUCUUCGCUAUGUUUCCUACUGUCGCAGAUGCGGUGCAUUUCGCGCGUUCUCAUAACGAAGUACCGUCGACGCCUGCAUGCGCUCGCAUCUAUGACGAAAACUACAUCAGCAGACUUUGAAACCCGUACGAAAACCUGAUAGAAUAGCAUUUGUAUGGAACUCCAAGAAGUGUUUUGUAAAAUGCGAUACAGAACGCGAUUUUCAUACCUUAUCAAGAUUAUUUAUGCGCUUCGCAAUGUGGCUUAUUUAUCUAUAAAAAGUAGUAGCAUUCAAUGCAAUAAGUAUGUGCAGAGAUGAUUCGGUUAUGCACAGACAGUAUUGUCGUAUGUUUGAUAAAACUUAAGUUUCACGAGAUUAUCGAGACUCUUGUUCCGCUCAGAAAGGCGAAAAUAAAUUACUUAAACAAUUUCCUAAUCAUAAUUAGAAUUAUAAAACUUAAAUGUGAAAAAGAUAUAAGAAAUUUAAAAAUUAGAAAUGUUUCUGUAUGUGUUAAUAUUUUUAUAAGAAAGAUUAAUUGUAAAUAGCCAUGUCAUCUUAUUCUUAAGAAUGAGACUAAAUAAAAGGCUAA
This is a messenger RNA of Linepithema humile (Argentine ant), 3213 nucleotides long. RefSeq names its product prestin-like. NCBI's taxonomy places the organism in Eukaryota, Metazoa, Arthropoda, Insecta, Hymenoptera, Formicidae. Gene Ontology annotation, molecular function: chloride transmembrane transporter activity; oxalate transmembrane transporter activity; bicarbonate transmembrane transporter activity. The record is from RefSeq and is a predicted model, not a curated record. Gene Ontology annotation, biological process: transmembrane transport. Gene Ontology annotation, cellular component: plasma membrane.